Molecule: messenger RNA, 4324 nt
Organism: Myotis lucifugus (little brown bat)
Lineage: Eukaryota; Metazoa; Chordata; Mammalia; Chiroptera; Vespertilionidae
Gene: PKD2L1
Product: polycystin 2 like 1, transient receptor potential cation channel
Exons: 19
Coding region: 1366-3441 (691 amino acids)
Biological process (GO): potassium ion transmembrane transport; detection of mechanical stimulus
Cellular component (GO): membrane
Molecular function (GO): calcium channel activity; sodium channel activity; muscle alpha-actinin binding
Source: RefSeq, a predicted model, not a curated record
UUUUCUUUAAUCCUCACUGUGACCCUAUGAGGUGGCUGGUCCAUAUUCCCUUUUGCAGGUGAGAAAAGAGAGACGGAGAGAUUAAAACGAGUUAGGAGCUGAGCCCAGAAGCGUGAUGAUGGAGUGCGAACUCUGUUUCCCUGUGCAGAAGCCUGGGUUCUUGAGCUGCUCCGACCUCACUGACGGCACAUGCCUCCAUGUCUUUCCUAGGCUGGUGGGAGCCUCAUCAUGAGAGAAAGCUGUGCGUUCUCCCAGCCUCUUUCCAGGGCUGUGCCAGGAUCCUUCUGGGAAGAAGGGAAAGUGAGGACUUGUGUGCCAACAAUGGCUUCUCAGGAAGAUGGGCACCUGGGAUUGCCUGGGAGGAGAACUAAGAAGCUUCUUGUUGGCCACUGGUCUCAGGGUCCCUAGGCCAACUCUCUGGUCAGUCACCAGGGCUUACAAGCAAGAAGGAGCCAAAGGCAGAGUUAUGGAAAAGACUAGUGAACGCUUCCUUACAGAGGAAAACCACCUCAAGGACUUGAGAACUGGUCGGUGUUGAGGAGAUAACCAAUUUUAGGAGUGAAGAUGUGGUUGGAUUCCAUGUCUUAAUGAAGAAUCUAAUGCAAGAGUUCAAGCUUAGCUCAACUCGCAUUCCAGUGGCCAUGAGGGAUAACGAUUACUUAAGUCUUAACAUUUUUUGCCGUGUUGCAAUUUUCUCCUUGUUUGGUCUUUUAACUCGGUCCGUUUCCUUGUGCAUCUUAGCAGUGAAACAUUUCUUAAUCUCAGAAAACCAUGUUUGAUGCAGGGACCAGAAGCGGGGAGAGAGGUAGACAUCAUUGUUUCGCUUCUCAGCCUCAGAAAUGCAGGUUUCCUGCUGUGUAUCCUCAUAGCACCCUGUACUUCUCCCUGGCAGAACUUUUUAUGGUUAGAAAUGAUUUGUGUAGUUGUUUAGUGCCUAUCUUCUUCAACAGAAUGUAAGUAUCUGGUGGUUUAAUUUACUGCUUCAUCACCAGAGUUAAGCAUAGUCCCUACCGUGUAGUUGGCACGCAAUAAGUAUCUGUGGAAUGAGAACUCGGGAUGGGAAAGUAUGUGUCUCCUGUACUGGGGCCUCAGAACUGGGCCAAGGAGGUGCCUUGGGUGAUUUCGUUGAGUCCCUGACAUGAUGCUGGAAGAGUGAGCACCAGAGGGAUCUGCCCUGGUGCUCCAGUCUCCCUCUUCACGGGGACAUUCAGUCACCCAGGCCUCAUGUGAAAUUUGCUGAAAUGGAAUGGGAGUGAAUGCAGAAAGUUCUGGGACUCUUGUGCCCCUGGGAAAACAACAGCAGAGUCCUGGAUGAAGGUAUAUACCUUAAAUCUGAACUGCUGUGCAUGAGCGGAAUGCGCAAGGAUGGAUGGAUGCUAUGGACUUUGGGGGACAGCCCUGACUGAGAAUACAGCUGAGAACCGGGAACUUUAUGUCAAGACCACCCUGCGGGAGCUUUUGGUGUACAUCGUGUUCCUGGUGGACAUCUGUCUCUUGACCUAUGGAAUGACAAGCUCCAGUGCCUAUUACUACACCAAAGUCAUGUCUGAGCUCUUCUUACAUACCCCAUCAGACACCAGAGUCUCCUUCCAGGCCAUCAGCAGCAUGGCAGACUUCUGGGAUUUUGCCCAGGGCCCACUACUGGACAGUUUGUAUUGGACCAAAUGGUACAACAACCAGAGCCUGGGCCAUGGCUCCCACUCCUUCAUCUAUUAUGAGAACUUGCUGCUGGGGGUUCCAAGGCUGCGGCAGCUGAGGGUCCGCAAUGACUCCUGUGUGGUACAUGAGGACUUCCGAGAGGACAUUGUGAGCUGCUAUGACGUCUACUCUCCGGACAAAGAAGAGCAGCUCCCCUUUGGGCCCCUCAAUGGCACAGCGUGGACAUAUCACUCACAGGAUGAGUUGGGGGGCUCCUCUCACUGGGGCCAGCUCACAAGCUACAGUGGAGGUGGCUACUACCUGGACCUUCCGGGAUCCCGGCAGGGCAGUGCGGAGGCUCUCCGGGACCUUCAGGAGAGCCUGUGGCUAGACAGGGGCACUCGGGUGGUCUUCAUCGACUUCUCAGUCUACAACGCCAAUAUCAAUCUUUUCUGUGUUCUGAGACUGGUGGUGGAGUUUCCAGCUACAGGAGGUGCCAUCCCAUCCUGGCAAAUCCGCACAGUUAAGCUGAUUCGCUAUGUCAGCAACUGGGACUUCUUUAUCAUUGGCUGUGAGAUCAUCUUCUGCAUCUUCAUCUUCUACUAUGUGGUGGAGGAGAUCCUGGAGCUCCACGUCCACCGACUUCGCUACCUCAGCAGCAUCUGGAACAUUCUGGACCUGGUGGUCAUUUUGCUCUCCAUUGUAGCUGUGGGCUUUCACAUAUUCCGAACUCUUGAGGUGAACAGGCUGAUGGGGAAGCUCCUGCAGCAGCCAAAUACAUACGCCGACUUCGAGUUCCUCGCCUUCUGGCAGACACAGUACAACAACAUGAAUGCCGUCAACCUCUUCUUUGCCUGGAUCAAGAUAUUCAAGUACAUCAGCUUCAACAAAACCAUGACCCAGCUCUCCUCCACGCUGGCCCGCUGUGCCAAAGACAUCCUGGGCUUCGCUGUCAUGUUCUUCAUCGUAUUUUUCGCCUAUGCCCAGCUCGGCUACCUGCUUUUCGGGACCCAAGUGGAAAACUUUAGUACUUUCAUCAAGUGCAUUUUCACUCAGUUCCGGAUCAUCCUUGGGGACUUUGACUACAAUGCUAUCGACAAUGCCAACCGCAUCCUGGGACCUGCCUACUUUGUCACCUAUGUCUUUUUCGUCUUCUUCGUACUUCUGAACAUGUUUCUUGCCAUCAUCAAUGACACAUAUUCAGAGGUCAAGGAGGAGUUGGCUGGACAGAAGGAUGAGCUACAGAUUUCUGACUUCCUGAAACAGGGCUACAACAAGACCCUACUGAGGCUGCGUCUCAGGAAGAAACAGGUUUCGGAUGUGCAGAAGGUCCUGCAGGGUGGGGAGCAGGAGAUCCAGUUUGAGGAUUUCACGAACACCUUGAGGGAACUGGGGCACAAAGAGCACGAGAUCACUGAGCUCGCAGCUACCUUCACCAAGUUCGACCAAGAUGGGAAUCAUGUCCUGAAUGAGAAAGAGCAAAAACAAAUGCAACAGGACCUGGAGGAGGAGAGGGUGGCCCUCAAUGCUGAAAUUGAGAACCUGGGCUGGUCCAUUGUGAGGAGUUCACCAGGCAAAUUGGGUCCAGAGGCUACCGGAGCAGGUGACUGGGUUUCAGGAGAAGAAUUCUACACGCUCACAAGGAGAGUUCUGCAGCUGGAAUCUGUCCUGGAAGGAGUCCUGGCACAGGUUAAUGCGGUGGGCUCAAAGCUAAGCAUGCUGGAGAGGAAGGGGCAGCUGGCUCCCUCCCCAGGCAUGGGGGAGCAGACAUUUGGGAACACCUGUAGCCAGCCCCAGCUGUGAUUCCAGCCCCCUGGGGAGUCGAGGGUGGGUAGGACAAUGGUGGGGGAGGGCUCCAAAAGCAUCAGACAGCAGGCUCCUCUCUCACUGCCUUCCCAGAGGCCCCCUCUGCACAUUCCCUCUAUUUCUAGGGCAACAGUUCCCACCAUUGCUGCUGCCAAGUCCUACCCUGUGUUUGGCCUUUUAAGCCCAUGUUUCUGUGUGUAACUGAGUGUCAUGCUUAGGCUUGUGACUCAGUGUUUCUGUGUGUAGCUCUGCAGCUCUGCAUAGCUCUGUGAAAUAAUAUCUCCCACUGGGCCUCACACACCCUGUGCUUCCCAUCUCUGCUGUAGUGAUUAAACAAGCAAUCAAAAAGGUCAAUAACAAACAGAAUAAAGGAAGGGAGGGUAAUGAUUUCCCCAAGCAUCUGGGUAGUCAUGAUUUCUGAAAAAUAUAGCAUCCAAGAGUAGCAAUAUCUAGAUGUCUUCCUACUUACCAGUGAGUCUUACCCAUUGGACAUCUAGAGACCUACUUCUAGAACCUAUUGGGUUCUUGUCUUCCCCAUAGGAUUUCCCUGUAGAAGAGAAGGGGAAGUCAUAUAGGUGAGGAGACUCUCAUGUGGGGGAGAUUACAAUGUCGCAGAGGAGUUGGAGUGAUUACCUCCCCAACCUGAGGAGACAGCCCAUGAACGCUCAGUGGAGGAUCCUACUCCCAACCUCCUACAGAACACGGAACUGAAGGGGCUGUAAACCAGGAUGAAGUUGGAGCCUGAGGAAAAUCAGGCAAAGAAAUGACCCCAAGAUUCAGUGAUCUUUGGAUUGAGAUGUGCUAGGCUCUGACUCUAUUCUUCUAUUGGACAGUGUGGGUUUCCCUGGUGACUAUCAAUAAAAAUCCUUAGGAAAAUCAA